This is a messenger RNA of Fusarium coffeatum, 432 nucleotides long. RefSeq lists its product as uncharacterized. Gene Ontology annotation, cellular component: mitochondrion. Gene Ontology annotation, biological process: mitochondrial respiratory chain complex II assembly. The transcript has a single exon. The record is from RefSeq and is a predicted model, not a curated record. Lineage: Eukaryota; Fungi; Ascomycota; Sordariomycetes; Hypocreales; Nectriaceae. Bases 1 to 432 code for a protein of 143 amino acids.
AUGUCUCGUCUCCUAACCCGUCGUCUAACGCCCCUCAUCCGCCCCUCAACCCGUCUGUCAUCAACAUUCCAAUCCCGCCCCUCACCACCAAAACUGCCCGCCGACCAACAAGCCGAAUUCGAGCGUCUUCAGCGCGCUGCGAGUGUAUCUUCUGCUUUUCAACCAACUGAGGAACCCAACGUCACUGUCACCUCUACCACAAACCCUACAAACGCUGGCGCUGCUACACCGGCUACAUCGCAAAUCAGACAUACAACAACCCCCGAAAAGAAAGAUGAAGAUAUGAACAUCGGUUACUUCCGCGGUGCACCACCUGAGUUUGAGGGCGACGUUAAUCCCAAGACUGGAGAAGUUGGAGGGCCCAAGAAUGAGCCUUUGAGAUGGGGUGGGGAUAGCGAUUGGUCUUAUAACGGACGAGCGACAGAUUUCUAA